AUGAUUGUUUCGGACACAUUCUCUCUCACGUCUAAGGUGGCCAUUGUGACUGGGUCCGGCCGCGAGAAUGGCAUCGGUGCGGCCAUAGCACGCGCCCUCGCCCGCAAUGGCAGUGCACUAGCCAUCCAUCACGUCUCCGAAGCGUCAGCUUCACGAGCUCAAGCUGUCGCCCAAGGAAUCGUAAGCGAAGGCGGGCAAGCUUGCGUUGUACAGGCGGAUAUUACAUCUCCCGCUGGGGCAAAGAAGCUUGUGGCGGAGACGAUGCGAGCGUUUGGCGUUGACAAGGUCGACAUCCUGGUCAACAAUGCUGGAAUAUGUGUUGGCGGCGACCUUUUAGACGCUACGCCUGAGCAGAUGCUCGCCGAGUUCAACCUCAACACGUUUGCCCCCUUGUACAUGGUGCAAGCCGUUGUAAAAGAAGGCCGGAUGCCGAGAGGUGGGCGCAUCAUCAAUAUCGGUACUGUGGCCUCGAAGCUUGGGCACCGCGGAGUAGCUGGCUAUGGCGCCAGCAAGGCUGCGGAGGACAGCAUGACUGAGGCACUGGCUGGCGAACUUGGACGUUCGCACGGCAUUACGGUCAACACUGUGGCCCCGGGUCCGAUUCUCACUGAUAUCGUGAUCGAUGCGAGAAAGAAGCUUGGUACGGAUCCCACGAAGCCACUUCGAUCGAUUGCGAGAGGAUCAGAAGAGAUUGGCCAGCCUGAGGACGUCGCACGAAUGGUUUUGUGGCUGGCGACGGAGAAUUCGAGCUGGAUCACCGCUCAAUACAUAUCCUGUAGCGCCGGGAUCAAUGGGACUUCUUGA
Molecule: messenger RNA, 804 nt
Organism: Colletotrichum destructivum
Lineage: Eukaryota; Fungi; Ascomycota; Sordariomycetes; Glomerellales; Glomerellaceae
Product: Putative short-chain dehydrogenase/reductase SDR, NAD(P)-binding domain superfamily
Exons: 2
Coding region: 1-804 (267 amino acids)
Molecular function (GO): oxidoreductase activity, acting on the CH-OH group of donors, NAD or NADP as acceptor
Source: RefSeq, a predicted model, not a curated record